Messenger RNA from Clupea harengus (Atlantic herring), 2671 nucleotides. RefSeq names its product solute carrier family 25 member 21 (gene slc25a21). Gene Ontology annotation, biological process: transmembrane transport. The record is from RefSeq and is a predicted model, not a curated record. Lineage: Eukaryota; Metazoa; Chordata; Actinopteri; Clupeiformes; Clupeidae.
CAGCAUUUCGGACUGGCUUAGCAUACAAAAGCAACUGAUGAGUCUAAGACACUUUAGUAUGAAGCAAAGUGGAAAUCUAAAUUUAGACUUGCACAACCGAUACUGCUCCUGAAGUCAGACUGGUCUCCCUGAAGGUACACACCGUUCACCCGGAUAGAUAUUACUGAACCGCCAGACAUUCCGAGUGCACGCGGGUAAGUCUGCAGAGCCCACAAGACAGAUUCUUAAACUUAUGUGAGGCGAAAAAUAUUAAAGUUAACACGUCAACAUUGAGCACCUGACUGUCGUCUAAAGCGUUCAUCAUUCGUGAACAGAAAAGACAAGAAACCAUGUCCUCAAACAAAAAGCAGGCAUUACUCCGAGAGGCGUCUCACCAAGUUAUCGCCGGCGGAUCCGCAGGCUUGGUGGAGAUCUGUCUCAUGCAUCCAUUAGAUGUGGUGAAAACAAGGUUUCAGCUCCAGACAGGAACAAGCGAUCCCAACAGCUACCGGAGCCUGGGCCACUGCUUCAGGACCAUCUUUGGCAGCGAAGGUGUGUAUGGAUUUUAUAAAGGAAUCUUGCCACCCAUCCUGGCAGAGACGCCCAAGAGGGCAGUUAAGUUCCUUACCUUUGAGCAGUAUAAGAAAGCCCUGAGCCUUACCUCUAUGUCUCCUGGACUGGCUCUGUCAGUGGCAGGCCUGGGGUCAGGCUUGACUGAAGCCGUUGUAGUGAACCCAUUUGAGGUGGUGAAAGUGAGGCUGCAGGCUAACAGAGACGGCUUCAAAGAGCAACCGUCCACGUUUGCGCAGGCUCGCCUAAUCAUCAGAGCGGACGGCUUCGGGCUCCGGGGCCUCAACAAGGGCCUCACGGCCACACUGGGUCGCCACGGCGUCUUCAACAUGAUCUACUUCGGCUUCUACUUCAACGUCAAAGACGCCAUCCCCGCCAGCCAGGACCCCAGGUUGGAGUUCCUGAGGAAGUUUGCCAUCGGCCUGGCGUCUGGCACGAUCUCGUCCUGUGUCAACAUUCCCUUUGAUGUGGCCAAGAGUCGCAUCCAGGGCCCACAGCCCGUGCCUGGAGAGAUCAAGUACCGCAGCUGCUUCCAGAGUAUGGCCCUGGUGUACCGCGAGGAGGGUUACCUGGCGCUGUAUAAAGGACUGGUGCCCAAGAUCAUGAGGCUUGGACCAGGAGGUGCAGUCAUGCUCCUGGUCUAUGAAUAUGUCUCCGGCUGGCUGCAGAAAAACUGGUGAACGCUGGACCUCCAUACCAUGGUCCAUCAGGGCUCCGUGGGUCUCAUCAUCAUCAUCCCAGGACCUGAAUGUGGUGUAACCCCCUCAUCGGAGACGACACGGAGGCUGAAGGCAUCUUGACCUCUAGACCUCAUGUCGGAUCGUCUUGUGGGUACUCUUAAGGACCUCCUUGUAGUUAAAGAAAGAUUUUGUUCUUCUACGUCCAACUUCUACGUCUUAAAUGGACAUCAAAACCAAAAGAUUCAUCACAAGGACAAUGAAUGCAGUAUUUUGCAACCAGAAAUGUGUACAUUAUUUUUUUAAGUGCAACAUUUUUUUCCUGCAAAUGUAUUUGUCUGCCCUUCUUUAGUAUUGUGUAGUACAGUCAAAAUGUUUCGAUAAUGAUUACCCAGUAUUAUUAUACCAGUGUAAGCAACGUGACCUUAUGGAUGGCUUUAUUGAACAACAGCAGUGCAUCCCUCUACUUCUCAGGUGGUAAACUAAACAAUUAAAAAAAUAAAUUAAUUGGUUAACAAAAAGCUGAACAGACUCCUUCUCUAAACAGCUUUUUAAGAAGAGAGACUGACUGACUCAGUUGCCCUGCAAUCCAUUGGUAUUCUUUACGAAGCGCCUUUUUUCACCUGUCACUGUCUGUUUACUGACAUCUUAAACAUCCAAUUCAAAUGUAAUCGGCCAUUUGUUUAAAGCUUCCAUUGAUAGACCGGCUGGACUGGACUCACCCAUGGAUAAGGCAUGACCGCUGCCUAAUUCUCCUACUAAAAUGAAACCUUUAACUCUCGAUUUUGUAAACCUGUUUUUCAGAGACAACUCACUCGCUGACUUAAUUGGAGAUUUUGUCCACUGAAGACUAAAUUUAAUCCAGAUCUCGACUUAAUGCAUGUCUGGGAAUGCAGCCCAGGCUUUUUUAAGUUUACUGAGGUUUUCCAAUCUGUGUCAUAAAUUUGUCUACCAGUUUUGGGUUUGACUUAUAAAUCCAAUCAAGGGAUUGUGUGUCGUUAAGUAAUUUCUUUCAUUCAGUAUUUAAUGAUAUUUUUAUGGCUCGAAUUUCCUCUUUUUGAAGGGGCUAACAGAAAGGAUAAGGAAAGAAACAUGGACUUGGAAGAAUUGAAGAUAUGUUUUGUCUGGGGCAGAAAACGUUUUUGGUCUGUCUGUAUUUCUGUGCAGUUUGCAGCAAAAGCCUUCUGUUUAUAAAACAAACAGUUGAUGAAGGGGUUGUUUUGAGCGAGAGAACUGAAAAUGUCCACCAAAAUGUUGAACAUAGCAGUACUUUCACUGGUGGAUUUGAGUCUAGUUAAUUAUCCACUUGUAGGUGAUUUAAAAAAUGCUUAAGUCUUAAGUUGAUCUGCUUGAGGAUUAAAAAGAUGAAUACUGUGUGCCAAACAAUUUAACUGCCAUGGGCAUUGUUGACUCAUUUAAGAAUUUAACAGUAAAGGCUACCUUGU